Molecule: messenger RNA, 3523 nt
Organism: Anguilla anguilla (European eel)
Lineage: Eukaryota; Metazoa; Chordata; Actinopteri; Anguilliformes; Anguillidae
Gene: stim2b
Product: stromal interaction molecule 2b
Exons: 12
Coding region: 1089-3209 (706 amino acids)
Biological process (GO): store-operated calcium entry; intracellular calcium ion homeostasis; activation of store-operated calcium channel activity
Cellular component (GO): endoplasmic reticulum; plasma membrane
Molecular function (GO): calcium ion binding; calcium channel regulator activity; protein binding
Source: RefSeq, a predicted model, not a curated record
GCGAUUUGCAUACUGACUUCCGCCCCACGGUUUCAGUUCUGCAUCAGACAGGCAGUAGUAGAGACGGGAGAGGGACAAGAUGUGUCACUCGAAGAUAUGAAGACGUGACAUUUAACUUUCUCCGCCAGAAAACUGAGUGAACGUGUUGGAUCACUGCCUCGGGACGUUGUAGGCCACAGUUCGAAAAGAUCGGACUUGGUCUUGAUGAAAUAAUUACCGUACUGGCUUUAACUCUAGCAAGCUAACAAGCUAACUCCUUGCUCUUUGCUGAGGAUCCGAUACUUUCAUUUGAGGAGGCGGACCUACACCAUACUGCGUGCUCAAUAUGCUAAAAACAUCUCCAAUGUUUGCAUACUGUAUGUGGAAGUACAGAUACUAUUUUGUCUUAAUACAAUCGUAAGGACCGAUAUAUUGCACUUUAAACUGGCUUGGAUACACAAUUUCUUGGCAGAAAGCAAAUACAUUUUUGUUUGUAUUUUUUUUAAAUUUUUUAGGCUGGGAAUUCCAAAUUUUUGCACUUUUUCUUUUUAAGUUGAUUGAGUUUGAAAACCGGUUUGCCCGACUAUUGCUAAAUCCCAUUAUAAAACCUGGUAUGAACGAUCUCGUUUCGUGGACACUUUUGGAGUGACUAAUACGCCACAGAAGUAUCGAUCAACGAUGGAGUUUUAAAGUCUUAAAUUAUUUUUUUAACGUUCCGAGCUCAUAAGCUGGAGUCAUAAAGCUAAAGAUUUUUUUGAGGUAUUUAGCUAAGGUGUUUACAUUAAUACAAACUUUUAACGUCGUUUGUAUCAUAGCCUAUUUAUAUAGAGAAACAUAUUUUCGUAUGAAUGUGCAGUGCCAUUUUUAAAAUAGCCUAAUAAAUAGCGCGACUAUUUAAAAGCGGUGCAUUUUAUGUAACAACUCUCGUGUCCGACGUUCCUAUUUCGCGAUUCGACUCAUUCUUCCUAAAUAUUCUGGCCAAACCGCAAUCGAUGAACGCAUUUUGUUUGGGCACCGGGCAGAAUCCACGUUUGUAAAACAUUGCUUUGGUUUCCGUAUAUUUUGCUCGCUUCCUCCGACGUGGAAAGGAUUCCCAGGCUUCCCCCAUCAUGACUUACUUCUGCCGGGCUGUGGCUCUUGGGGUGCUACGUGGACUUCUAAUUUGUGCGGUAUUGGGAUUAGAAAGCAGCUAUCCGAAUGAUCUGGCGAGUUCAGUCACUUCAGACGGUACCUUUGCUCCUACUAUCGCAGACCCCUGCCUUACUGUGAUGCCGCAAUGCGUGGGCGAGGCGGACCGGUUCAGCCUGGACGCUCUACGACACAUUCACAAACAGCUGGACGAUGACAACGAUGGGGGAAUCGAAGUCAACGAGAGCGUUGAGUUCAUCAUAGAGGACAUGAAGCAGCAGCAGACUAACAAGCACAGCAACCUCCACAGAGAGGAUCAGCACAUUACAGUGGAGGAACUGUGGAAAGGCUGGAAGACUUCUGAAGUGCAUAACUGGACACUGGAGGACACGGUUCAGUGGCUGAAGGAGUCUGUUGAACUGCCCCAGUAUGAGAGAAACUUCCGGGACUUCAGAGUGAACGGGAACACACUACCUCGAAUAGCUGCCAAUGAACCGUCCUUCAUGUCGCUACAAUUGAAGAUCGUGGAUCAGAGACACAAACAGAAGCUCAAUCUGAAAGCCCUGGAUGCAGUGCUGUUUGGACCCCCUCUGCGUCCCCAUCACAACUGGAUGAAGGACUUCAUUUUAAUGGUGUCCAUCAUCAUCGGCGUUGGGGGGUGCUGGUUUGCGUACUUGCAGAACAAGGCGUCCAAGGUGCACAUCUCUCGGAUGAUGAAGGACCUGGAGAGCCUUCAGCACGCCGAGCAGAGCCUCAUGGAGCUGCAGAGCCGUCUGGAGAAAGCCCAGGAGGAGAACCGGACGGUUGCCGUGGAGAAGCAGAACCUGGAGCAGAAGAUGAGAGACGAGAUCAGUGGAGCCAAAAAGGAGGCGCACCGGCUCCGGGAGCUGCGCCAGGGGGCGGAGUCUGAGCUGAGCCGUCUGAAAUACGCGGAGGAGGAGCUGGUGCAGGUGCGCGUGGCCUUGAAAAGGGCGGAGAAGGAGAUGCAGGCUGGUUGGUCCGUUCCAGAAGCCUUGCAGAUGUGGCUGCAGCUCACACACGAGGUGGAGGUCCAGUACUACAACAUAAAGAAACAGAGCGCCGAGCUGCAGCUCACUGUCGCCAAAGACGAGGCAGAAAAAAUAAAAAAGAAGAGGAGCUCGGUAUUUGGGACCCUGCAUGUCGCACACAGCUCGUCCCUGGAUGAGGUGGACCACAAGAUUCUGGAGGCCAAGAAAUCCCUGUCAGAGGUGACCGCUUGCCUGCGCGAGCGUCUCCACAGGUGGCAGCAGAUCGAGAAGCUGUGCGGCUUCCCCGUGGUGAACAACUCGGGCCUGCCCAAUCUGACCGCCACCCUCUACUCCGACCACAGCUGGGUGGUCAUGCCAAGGGUCUCCGUGCCCCCGUACCCCAUCGCCGGGGGGGUGGACGACCUGGACGAGGACACGCCGCCAAUCAUUCCACAGUUCACCUCAGCAGCCUCAUUGAUGAGACCCCCCCUGUCGCGCAGCAGCAGUAUGUGUCGUUCCCGCCGCAGCCUGCUGGGCUCCCAGCCCCCCGGCCUGCUCUCCCCCGACCCUGACCUCCUCUCCAUGGCCAGCACGCCCCUGUCCCACCACCCAGAGGAAGAGGAGGACCACAUCUUCUUCACCACGGAGCGGAGGGGGGACAGCCUGGACACGUGUUCGGACACAGAGUCACUCUGCUCGUCCUCAGGGCGGAGGACUGGGGGCCAGGAGACCCCCACCCGAAAGAUCUCCAGGGAGGAGCCACUCGGCCAGGAGCUGCAGGCGCUGGACUCACGGGUGGCCCUAGAGCUGACCCACAAGGGCUCGCCCGACCUGACGCGAGCUCUCACUGAAUCGCAGAGCAUGACCUUUAACCCCAUGAGCAAGGUGGUCUACAACGGCAUACUGGAGAAGUCCUACAGCCUGAGCCAGCUGCCGGCCGGCCCACCGCCCGGCUCGGAAGCCCGCUACCCUUCCCUGACCGGGCUGGACGAGCAGGUCAAAGUAACCAGGGAAAAGAUGCAGUCCAUGUCGUCUCAGGAGUCCUGCGAGAACGGCGAUAAAUUGAAGAGGUCUUCGUCCAAGAUAAAAAGCUUGUUCAAGAAGAAAAAGUAAAAUGAAAAAUAUGGGGGGGAGGGGGUGUUUAGCCUUAAAACGGACUGUCAACAAGAAGCCAAAAUAUGUGGUCUAUUUUUUUCCCCCGUCCUUUCUUUCACUGGAACGCCACUCUGUCUGGAUCCCCUAGAUUGGAGGCCAUUUGUUUUCUUCAAUGCCUUUUUUGUUCACUCAUAGUCGCACAGUUAACAGUUGUCAAAGUUCAAGGGUCAGUGCCUGCCGUCACCAAGACGACCAAGCUGUUUAUGGCCUGUUUACUGUUUUUUUUUCUUUCUCUCUCUUUUUAGUUAGAACCAAAAGUCACUUUUUUGAAG